GGAAAUUCUACUCAUGAAGACCUGUUGAGCCCCAGCAAGAAGUUUUGGGAUGAGAAAAGUGGGACAAUGACCCCAAAUCAACAUUUCAGAAAAUCUUAAUAGAGACAUCAAAGCCAAGUGGCGGGACAAAAAAUCAAGAUGCCUGGUGAUGGUCUGGGAUGCAGUGGAUGACCUUGGCAUCUUCAAUGUCUGACCAAGCUCUUAAGGCUCCACCGCAUCUGCUUCAUUCGCCUUCAUGGCCAUUGUUCUCAUCCACCCGUUCUGCUGGGGGAAGUCUUCAUAUGCUUGGGGUAGACAUCCCCUUAACUCACUGAUAGGUUUGAAGCCUGUCAGUUACCCUUAACCUGGUUUAGCCCAUCUGCCAAGAUCAUUUACCCAGGUGUGGUCACUGCACAUACUACAGCUUCAUGGAGCCACAGAAUGCUAUGAAGUCCAAGUCAUUAGAUGUUCUGAGAAUCCCAAACAAGGAUGAGAAGAAAAAAGGCUGAAACGGAGAUUGCAAAGAGGGUGAAAAACUUAAGCCUCCAAGAAGACUUUCCAAUAAGUACCACUUACCGAAAAUCAGAACUAGCCAAAGCUUAUAAUGCUCCACUCUUGAGAAGCUAUAGGUUCAGAGAUGUUUUUAGGCUCACCAUUCCCUGUUCCUUAUGCAAUGAGGAACUUCGUCCAUCUGAAUUUUUCAUCCAUAAGAAAAAGCACAAGGCCAUGGGCAUGUUGGGCUACACCUGGGUAGCUGGGGAAAAACCAGAGAGACACAAGGUUCUAACAAAGAGGCAAUUCCUAAUCUCGACCUUCAUCGAAGCCCAUCUGUACAAUGAAAAAACCAAACGAAGCCUCGACAGUGCUUGUGAGUUCCUCUGUAAGCAUCCAGUACCUUCCUAUUACAAGAUUUUCAGCACUUCUUUCAAUAGCUCUGUGCACUUCAUGAAGACAAAUAAUCCUCUAGUAAAGUCUGUUGCCAUCUGUGAAGACCAGAACAAAACAUGGCGGCCGGUAAUGGAAGACCGAUAUAUCUUCCGGGGCAAAUUCGGGCAGAAAUUCAAUACGUGUUACUUUGGCCUGUUCGAUGGACACCAUGGCUCGGUGGCAGCUGAAACCAGUGCAGCAGAACUCCAUAAGUUUCUUCUGGAACAACUCUCUCAAUAUGAUCCUUCUUAUAAGAUGACCAGCAAACAACAAAAAUUUGUCCAUUCUUUCAAUACGGUCUUUAGGCGGGACUACAGGACGCAAGAAUACCACUUUUCUUCCCAGAGGAAAAGUAACUGUUCCUAUGAGCUGGUCCAUAAGGCCUUUGCCAAAGCUUUCUGGAGGAUGGAUAGAGUUCUGAAACUUGGGAGGCAGGAAAUGUCCUCUUUCUACUGGAGUGGCUGUUCAGCGGUCACCUGUUUGCUGGAAUGUGAUGCACACAGUUCUUCUUCCUCUUUGGAAAGUACCAGUAGUAAUUCAGAAGAAGGUUUAGAUGAAACUGGAAUAUUACAUGUUGCUAACGUGGGUAAUGUACACGUAGUGUUAUGCAAAAAUGGGAAAGCCCAUCUUCUUACAAAAGACCAUACAACUCAAAGUGUAAGUGAAAGAGACCGUGUAUUAAGUAGAGGAGGAAAAAUCAGCACCAAUGAACCAACUGGAUUCACUGAAGAGACUGUGAAAAUAACUCGUGGGCUUGGGUUUCAUGGAAAUGCAAAGCUGAAACGGUCUGUUAUUCCAGCGCCUCAAACAAUCUCUGUCCAUAUAGAUAAUUCUUGUCAAUUCCUUAUUGUUGCUACAACUGGACUUUGGGGGGUUUUAGAUAAAAAUGAAGCUACAGCUAUAGCAAUGUCACUGUUUAGCAUAUACACGGAUGCAUAUAAAAGUAGGCGAGACACGUAUAAGUCAUUUCAACAAAGAAUGUCUUUUUUACCUAGUAUAUCAGCUUCAAGUAUUAGUACACAAGAUAGUAAAAUCAAAUUACUGUACCGUAAUUCAGCAGCAUUUCGGAGAGUAGGAUACCCACAGGAUAUCACACGUGAAAGUUCAAGACAAAGCUUGAUGAGCAGAAAAAAUUCUCUAAUUUCAGAAAAUUUAGAUAAAUCUAAUGGUUCAAAAUCUAGGUUAAACAGUAAAACAGAAAUUUCAAGUGCAAGACCUUUCUAUUUGUAUGGCAUUGAGGAAAGUGAUGAAACAAGUAGUUUAUCUGAAUCAUCAAAAUCAGAUCUAGAUAGUGAAAUACAAAAAAAUUUCUAUGAUUAUGCAGCAGAAUAUGUAAGUCACGGACUUGUAAAAGCUGCAAUGACAGCAGGAUCCAGGGAGAACAUUACGGUGCUGGUGGUAGUUCUCGAAGGAUGUGACAGUCAGUUACAAGGACCUUAAUCCUAUCCUUUCUCUUUUGGACUACAGAAACAAGUACCAUAAAGAAACCAUAUGUACUAUAUUUGUAUAGUACUGUUUAUAAUCUUGCUUUGAAUACAUAUUAUGUGUGUAGGGGGGUGAUAGGGAAUGGUUUCUCACAUAUGUGGUACAAUAAAUUUGUUUUGUGAUUUUAAUAAAGAAUGAUGAAUGCAA
Molecule: messenger RNA, 2538 nt
Organism: Monodelphis domestica (gray short-tailed opossum)
Lineage: Eukaryota; Metazoa; Chordata; Mammalia; Didelphimorphia; Didelphidae
Source: RefSeq, a predicted model, not a curated record